Besnoitia besnoiti is the source of this 1677-nucleotide messenger RNA. RefSeq names its product RNA recognition motif-containing protein. Gene Ontology annotation, molecular function: RNA binding. The record is from RefSeq and is a predicted model, not a curated record. Gene Ontology annotation, biological process: alternative mRNA splicing, via spliceosome; regulation of alternative mRNA splicing, via spliceosome; mRNA splice site recognition. Bases 1 to 1677 code for a protein of 558 amino acids. The transcript has 11 exons. Lineage: Eukaryota; Apicomplexa; Conoidasida; Eucoccidiorida; Sarcocystidae. Gene Ontology annotation, cellular component: catalytic step 2 spliceosome; precatalytic spliceosome.
AUGCCCGAGCGCAGAUCACGCAGCAGGAGCAGGAGCCCGCGGAGGGACGACUCCCGCGAAGAGCGACGACGCAAGAAGAGAACAGGAUGGGACGUUGGCGCGGAGGAGGGCGCCACGCCCGCCAUCCCUGGUCUCGCUGGCGCAGGUCUUGCUGGACUGAGCGUCACGCAGGCCCUCGCGCAGCAACAAAACAGUCUGAUGAUGCAGAACUUCCAAAACAAGGCGAUGUGCAGAAUCUACGUCGGCAGCUUGGACUACUACCUGACGGAACUGGAAAUCAAGAGUGUCUUCCAGGCCUUCGGAACGAUUGUCUCAGUUGACAUGCCGAAGGAGGGCGACCGCAGCAAGGGCUUUUGCUUCGUUGAAUAUGCUUCUCCGGAAGCUGCCGAGAUGGCGCUCUCGACGAUGCAGAACUUCGUCCUCAAAGGCCGAACAAUCAAGGUUGGGCGCCCGACGGCCGUUGGGACAGGCGGACAGCAGCUGCAGAGAUCGGCGAUGAUGAUGCCGACCAUGAGCCCGCUGGGAGGCAUGGCAGGAGGUCUUACGGGCCUCGGAACGGGCCUCUCCCCAGGCGCGACGAUGGUGAACAGCGCGCAAGCCGGGGCUGCGGCGGCGACGGCAAUUCUCGCUGGUCGAACAGGUGCAGCGGAUCCCUCCACCCUGGCGGGGCUUUUAUCUACGAGCCAAACGACUGCGCUCUCGCCCGAACAGCAGCAGAUGCAGCAGCAACUCCAGCAGCAGCAGAUGGCAAACAACCGCGUUUACAUCGGCAACGUGCCCUUUGGCUUCUCGUCGGAGGAUCUCAAGAAAAUUUUCGUCGUCUUCGGCCCCAUCCUCAGCUGCCAACUGCUGCCGUCCCAAGAAAACCCGCAACAGCACAGAGGCUAUGGCUUCAUCGAGUAUGCGACGGCAGAUGCGGCGAAGCUUGCGAUUGAGACCAUGAACGGCUUCGAAGUCGCCGGCAAGCAGCUGAAGGUCAACUUCGCCACUGCCAUGCGCAACAACACGCCGUUGCCCUCGCUGGCUUCGGCUCUCCUUCCAGGCAUGUCCGCAGGGCUGCCUGGCGCCUCGCCGGUGGGGGCCGCGGGUCUCGUCCCGAGUCUCUCCGCCGCCGGAGCCUUGGGCGCGGCUGCGGUCGGAGGCCUCGCAUCGCCUGCCGUCUCGGGUGCGACGCCUUCGGCGCCCGGGGGAGGCGCGGCGGCCGCUGUCGCCCCCACGGCUGGGGGUGUGUCUGCAGUGCAGCCGCCCGGGCUCGGCGGCUCGCAGGACAGCGCGACAGUCAACGGGACGAGCAAGGACACAGAUCGACAGGAGAGUUCGUAUGACAGCGGGAAAGACAGGCGAGGCGAGUUGAGAGAUGACGACGAAGUCCCUCUCCCUCCUGCGCCGACCAACAUCCAGAGCCCGGUCGUGCUUCUCACCAACAUGGUUAGCCCCAGCGAAGUUGACGGCGAAUUGAAGGACGAGGUUCGCGAUGAGUGCUCCAAGUUCGGCAGCAUCAAGCGCGUGGAAGUCCACCCGGUCAAGGAUACCGUUCGCAUUUUUGUUGAGUUUUCCGAUCUCUCUGGCGCGCGCGAGGCGAUUCCUUCGCUCCAUGGGCGCUGGUUCGGGGGCCGGCAGAUCGUCGCCAACACCUACGACGAGGAGUUGUUCCACCAAGGCGAGUACGAGGCCUAA